Amblyraja radiata (thorny skate) is the source of this 953-nucleotide messenger RNA. Its product is annotated as adhesion G protein-coupled receptor E3-like. Gene Ontology annotation, biological process: adenylate cyclase-activating G protein-coupled receptor signaling pathway. The annotation marks the transcript as partial. The transcript is spliced from 7 exons. The record is from RefSeq and is a predicted model, not a curated record. Gene Ontology annotation, molecular function: G protein-coupled receptor activity. Lineage: Eukaryota; Metazoa; Chordata; Chondrichthyes; Rajiformes; Rajidae. Gene Ontology annotation, cellular component: plasma membrane.
UUCCUGGUUCCCAGGGCGAUCAGCUGGAAAUCUCCACGUUGACAAACCUCAGCAUCUUUUUAAUGGAUUUCAGCCGCCUGAAGAGGUUACCCGUGGUGGUCAUCGCCAACCAGAUAGACCGGGCGCUGGGCGGCAUGAACUGGGGCGCUGUGGAGAAGGGCACCAGGCUCAGGGCAGCCUCCACUCUGCUGCACACGGUGGCCCUGGCACUGAUGGCCUCACCUACUGCCAGUGCCGUGGCUCCGCUGUCAAUCUCCACCCACAACCUGGACGUUGAAAUCCGUUCCCACCGAGGAAAUGCCAUGGCAGACGAUCGGCUGGUCCUGAACGUGACCGGCAACGAGAUGGAGCUGUACUGGUCGGCCAUCACGACAGACAACCACACAGGCCCCACCAGGGUGGGAUUCAUCAACUACCACAACCUGGGCUCGGCCCUGGAGGGAGCGUGGGCCGGAGAGGGGGCCAGAGAGGGGGCCGGUCCGGAGCCGGCCGACUUCCGUCUGAUCUCCAGCGUGGUGACGGUGGCGGUGGGCCAGGGGUUCGGCUCAUCGCUGAGGGAGCCCCUCAACCUCACCCUCAUGCACUCCGAGGAAGUGGGCAGUGGGAUCGUGCAGUGCUUCAGCUUGCCGCUGGGUGAGGAGGGGAUGGACUGGAGCCGGCGGGGGUGUGAGGUGGUCACCGCGGGCAGGGACCGCACCACCUGCCGGUGCCAAUACCUGGCCAGCUUCGCCAUCCUGGCAUCACCAGCACCUGUACAGGACCACGUUGCUCUCCACAUUAUCACGGUGGUCGGGGUGAGUGUGUCGCUCGUGGGGCUGGCAGUGGCCGUCGCCACCUUCGCCCUGUGCCGCUCGGUGCCGCGGGAGACCCGGGCCAUGCACGCCAACCUCUGCCUCAGCCUCUUCCUGGCACAGCUCCUCUUUGUCACCGGCAUCAACAGCACGUCCUACCAG